CACACGCUCAAGCUUGGAACUAUUUAAUGUGAAUUUCGUGAGUGAGAACCAAUGUAGAAUAUCGACAGAAAGUGAUUCUACUGACUGAAGCGCUUUAGUAGACACACAGUGUACAGACAAGAAGUCUAUUUAGACUUACACACAGUGUGUUCUAUGUUUAUAACAUAAUCAAACAGAAUGUCCAAGGCAUCUGUGUUUUUCACUGAGUGCAGUGAAGUUAAGAGUGAAGGUUUGGACAGGCUGGAGAUGAUCAGUCUUACCUCAGACAUAAUGUCUGACUCUGUCAGCCUCGAAGAGGUGACAACUGACAAAAAGCCUGUCAAGACAACAACAGGAGGUUCAGGGAACGUGAGCUCAGAUAAUCAAGGGGGCAUGAAGGCUUGUGUGGAGAACCGCCCAACAGAAAAACCUGCAAAAGGGAGGAAGAUGAAAGAAAUCUGUGCUGUCUUUCGGAGAGUAUCUGUAAAGUGCCCUUUCCAUCGCUGUGAUUCAAACAGUGUGGUGUGUCUUACACCGCAGCCGGAACAAGAUGAUUCAGAGCUAAUGCCUGCUCCAAGUCCCCUCAGAAUCACACCAACAUCUGACACAGAUCCUGCUGACCCUGAGCUGGUGCGUCUGCCAGGCCAGGUCUGUGAAGAUGUUGAGUCGUUGUGUGUGCCAGGUCCCUCCAGGACUGAGCAAACACUGGACACAGAUCUGGCAGAUCCGUCCAGUUCUGAUCUGGGUGAUGAAAAACCUAAAAAACAGAGGAAGAAGAAAGCAGACCAUGUGUUCUUCAGGAGAUUCCGUAAGGCUGUAAAACACCUCUUCCUCUGUCGUGACUCGAAGAGAGUCCGGCAUUCUACAUCACAGGUGGAUCUAGAUGAUUCUGAGAUGAAGUUAGCAGAUGGCACCAUUUCUGUUGAGCCUGAGCCAGGGUGUCAGACCAGGUCUGACCAGGUCUGUGCAGCUCUCCAGUCCCCAUCUGUGCAAGGGGCCAACCCAGAUCCAGCCACUCCAGCGUUGUCACAUGUGUCAGAUUCAUCGGAUUUGGAGAUCAAUCUGGAUUGUGGAUCUAGAGUGUCUCUCUUUGUAGUGGGAGAGCUUCUAGGAUGUGGAAGUUUUGGUGUAGUGUAUGAGGGAUCCCACAUAUUUAGUGACAGAAUUAAGGUUGCCAUGAAGUACAUCCACAAGCGUCAAGCUGACCGUUAUCUUGACGUUGCUGGUCAUUCCAAACCUGUGCUUGCAGAAGUGGCGAUGUUGCUUCGGUUGGGACAACCUCCAUUAUGCCCGAACAUCAUCAAAUUGCAUGAAUGGAUUGAGAAUAAGAGCAGCUUCGUGCUCAUAAUGGAAUACCCGGAACCAUGCCAUACCUUGAAUCAACAUAUCAUGUAUUCAGACGACAUGAAUGAAGGAAAAGCAUGCUGGUUAAUCUGUCAAUUAAUCCAAGCUGUGAAACACUGCAUUGAACGUGGUGUCUUCCAUGGUGAUAUCCACACGGGGAACAUCCUGGUGACUGACCCCCGUUUAGAGCUCAAACUAAUUGACUUUGGUUGUGCUCAACCAAUCAGCAGUGAGGGUAAUCUCAGCAGUGAAUAUCGAGGAGCACCACUCUGCACCCCACCUGAGGUCAUAGGGAAUACUACAUUCCACGAUAACCCAGCAUAUGUCUGGGCAGUAGGUGUUGUGCUCUUUGAAAUCUUGCAUGGAUAUUUGCCCUUUGAAAGCCAAGACGAAAUACUGCGUGGCUACGUUCAAGCGAAACCGACUUUAUCCUCAGCAUGCCGUGACCUGAUUUUCCAGUGUUUGAUCCGCAAUCCAGCUAACAGACUGAUUCUACAGCAUCUAGAAGAGCACAGGUGGUUUAAUAACUAGACAGCAGCUCCCGUGCAUCAACCAGACAAGAAAAGAAAAACCUGCAAAAGGGAGGAAGGGGAAAAAAGUCUGUACUCUUUUGGAUAGUGUGGAAGGCUGUAAAGCUGUGACCUGAACAGAGUGGUGCGUCUUACACCGCAGCCGGACCAAGAUGAUUCAGAGCUUAUGCCUGCUCCAAGUCCCUUCAGAAUCACGUCAAUGGCUGACACAGAUCCUGCCGACCCUGUGCUGGUGCGUCUGCCAGGCCAGGUCUGUCAAGAUGUUGAGUCGUUGUGUGUGCCAGGUCCCUUUAAGACUGAGCAAACGACGGACGCAGAUCUGGCCGAUCCUGAGUUGCCACCUGCAAUAGAUCCAGACCAGUUCUUGGGUGACAGUGAGUCAUCAUUAUUUUGAAAAUGUAAAAAAAAUGGAAGAAGAGCAAAUCAGUCCAUGCAAUCUACAUGAUUCUGAUCCAAUGCCCGUUCAAGUUCCAUGUUUCCGAGAUGAAGUUCAGAUGCCGUUCUUGUUGAGUCUGAGCCAGGGUUUCUGAUCAGGUCGACACAGGCCAAUGCAGAUCCAGCCACUCCAGAGUUGUUGCUUGUGUCAGGUUCGUCUGAAUAUACUUUAUAUUUUAAGAGAAAAUACUUAUACUUAAAGGGGUGGUUGGCUGUUUUUAUUUAUUUAUUUUUUUUUCUCUAGGCUUGAUUGUGUUUAUGGGGUGUAGUCUAACAUGUGUUAAUGCUUUGUUUUUAAUUAAUUAAUUUUUUUUAUUUACCUUUAUUCUACACCGCUCUGUCCCUUCUCCUAUAAACACGCUGAUGAUUUCCUGGUUUUAAGAAGCCACUUCCUCAGAAAUAUGCAAUGGGCUCAGAUUGGUUAUCUGGCCCAGUGUGUUGUGAUUCGCUAAACCGCCAGCGCUCGUCUAAAUGUCACGCCCUUCAGCUCAGUGCAUGCGCUCCGGUUACACUGUAAACAAUGAUGUUGUUGAUGUUGCUUAUCAAUUUGAGCCUGACUGAGAUGCAGAGGAUAUUAGUGAAGAACCUGUGCAAGCACAGCUCUUAAUGGUAUGUGUUUUGUUUGUUGUUGUCUUAUACUUUAGAUAUGCUGUUAUUUGUAAAUGCUCCUGCUUUGAAUAUACGGUUUUAUCCUGAUUAAAGCUUUAAUACAGUACUGCAACCACGCGCGCCUCCAUGUUUAACGCUUAUCAUAGCUAUGUGAAAAUAAGUGUAUAAUUGGAACAGUUAAUUGUUGGAUCUGAAUGAGAGAGAGAGAGAGAGAUGCAGAGUGUGUGCAGUGCAGGUGAAGGCGAGGAACAGUAUUAAGAACAGCUGCUUUAGAACAUUGAUUUUGAAACUUGUGAAUCUAUUAGAAUCGUUGGAAGACAGAAUCGUGAUUUUUAUAUAUGAAUAGAUUUUUAUGUUCACCCCUAGUUUUCUCUUCCUCUUCUCUAAAGCAGAGCAACAUGGCCCCGCCCUCUUUGUUCCAUGUUCCCGGGGGCGGGGUUUAUCUGAGUUUGUGAAAAAAAAAAAAAAUCCUCUCCCUUUGACCAUGCACUCUCUCAUUUCUGCGUUGCCGCCUCCUAGCCAGGGUCCUUAAAAAGUCUUAAAAGGUCUUAAAUUUACUUUAUCAAAUUUAAGGUCAUAAAAAGUCUUAAAUUGUCUUAAUUAUGAUUUCAAGAGGUCUUAAAUUUGGGUACAGACCAGAAUCGCAAUACAGCUUAAUGUGACGAUUAAACUUAAAAAGGCUAUAUAUAAAAUAUGAGCGCUGCACGUUUCAAAGUCCGGUGCUGUGCUGCUUUGUGUUCUGGCGUUA
Messenger RNA from Onychostoma macrolepis, 3645 nucleotides. Its product is annotated as probable serine/threonine-protein kinase MARK-A. NCBI's taxonomy places the organism in Eukaryota, Metazoa, Chordata, Actinopteri, Cypriniformes, Cyprinidae. Gene Ontology annotation, biological process: protein autophosphorylation; regulation of mitotic cell cycle; negative regulation of apoptotic process. The transcript is spliced from 10 exons. The coding region runs from base 178 to 1854 and encodes 558 amino acids. The record is from RefSeq and is a predicted model, not a curated record. Gene Ontology annotation, molecular function: protein serine/threonine kinase activity; ATP binding. Gene Ontology annotation, cellular component: cytoplasm.